Molecule: messenger RNA, 1084 nt
Organism: Scutellospora calospora
Lineage: Eukaryota; Fungi; Glomeromycota; Glomeromycetes; Diversisporales; Gigasporaceae
Source: the annotation of a GenBank genome assembly
AAUAUAGAUGUUUCAGCUGAAUAUUGGUCACAGUUUUGGGAUCUCCCAGAGUCUGCUGACGAUGUAUUUUCACUUGUGGGUGCGCAAGAUAUUCGACGCGUAAGAGAUCAAGCAAGAGAAAAUCUUGAGACACUAAUUCACAAGAUUACUGAUCGACUUUUUCAAAUUAUGAGAGCACCUGAUUUUCCCUCUCCUGAAAAUUCUACACUACAACUACUUAAUUGUAUUCGACUCCUUACACGUAUUAUGCCAUUUAUUUUUGAAUCAGAAGAAUUAGAAGAAUGGGAGGAUGAAUUCUUCUGGACACCAAAAAAAAUCAAGAAAAAUUUCAGGUCAGAAAUUAUCAGUGAUCUUCAAAGUGCUUCAAAAGAGCCGAAUGAAGAAAUUGUAAUUGAAAAUUCGGAGAGGAAUGUAAGCCAGGAAUCUUCUACCCAAAAUCGGACUAGUUCUGAAUCUUAUGAAACAAUAGCACCUCUUGGAGAGCGUCUUUUGUCCGCAUUAAUAGACCUAUUAUUUUUGACAAGUUUUACAUUACCAGCAAAUCUCGCGAAUGAAUCUUCUCGUGUUAUUUAUGUUAAUUGGGAGACAGGUGUUGGAUCCACUAUACCAAUUGGUUCGUCCAAAGAAAAUGAUGCUAAUAAAACAGAAGCAUUAAGGCUCCUUCUCGGACUUGUUUCAAAGUCAAUGUACAUGCCAGGAGCAACCUUUAUUGCAAAAGAAAACAAGUGGAUCAAAUUCUUGGUUCUUAAGUUGGAACGAAAGGUUGUUCUUGCACUACUUUGUAGUUUGCUUAAUACUACCGUUAAAUAUAAUCCUGCUGGUUGGGGAGUACCUUACAACCACAUGGUUUUUACCGAUCCACGGGAGAUGCUUGUAACACUCUGUUUACAGGUUUUGUUAGUCUUAUUAGACUAUCGUUCACCCUCAAAUAGAGUUGAUCCUGUCUUAGUUGGCACUAAUGAUUCAGGUGAACAUAAUAGACCGACAUCUGUUAGUGCAGUCGAAAGUAAUGAAGAGCCUGCUUCGGCUACUUCACCGAAAAGUGAUUCAAUAAAAGAAGCUGAUACGGCUCAAGGAGUGCAAA